Messenger RNA from Octopus sinensis (East Asian common octopus), 450 nucleotides. RefSeq lists its product as uncharacterized. The record is from RefSeq and is a predicted model, not a curated record. Gene Ontology annotation, biological process: DNA integration; DNA transposition. Bases 1 to 450 code for a protein of 149 amino acids. The transcript has a single exon. Gene Ontology annotation, molecular function: DNA binding. NCBI's taxonomy places the organism in Eukaryota, Metazoa, Mollusca, Cephalopoda, Octopoda, Octopodidae.
AUGUCGGCUUGUGAGAGCCGACCGGUGUCCUGUGAUGAAAAACAAAAGAUUGUGUGCCUUCACCAAGAGGGAAAGUCAAAUUCUGUGAUAGCAACUACUGUAGGAAGGUCUAGAAGUGUUGUGCAAGGAAUUGUAGCUCGUUUUAAGUCAUCAGGGUUGAUAAAUACUAAACCCCAAACCGGUAGACCUCGUGAAACUUCAACAACACAGGAUCGUAUUAUAGUUAGAAUGUCACUGAGGGAUUGGUUUAAGAGUGCUGCUGAGAUAUCCCGCGAGUUUAGCUCCACUUCCGAUGUCAACGUAUCGCGCAAAACAGUUUCUCGGAGGUUACGAGGUUCUGGGUUGCUUGCUCGGGCACCAGCAAAGAAACCUCUGAUCUGCAAGAAGAAUCAAAGAGCCCGCCUUCGUUUCACUCACGAAUAUGUUGAUCAUGAGAUCAAACCCCUUUAA